Messenger RNA from Setaria italica (foxtail millet), 996 nucleotides. Its product is annotated as chlorophyll a-b binding protein M9, chloroplastic. Lineage: Eukaryota; Viridiplantae; Streptophyta; Magnoliopsida; Poales; Poaceae. The record is from RefSeq and is a predicted model, not a curated record. The transcript has a single exon. Gene Ontology annotation, biological process: photosynthesis, light harvesting in photosystem I; response to light stimulus. The coding region runs from base 79 to 873 and encodes 264 amino acids. Gene Ontology annotation, cellular component: chloroplast envelope; chloroplast thylakoid membrane; plastoglobule.
GUCUCCAGACAUCGCAAGCCAUCUGCAAGCUCGAGCCUCACUCUAAAACCGCAGGACACCACCGGUGAUAGCAGCGCAAUGGCGACCAGCACCAUGGCCCUCUCCUCCACGGCCUUCGUCGGCAAGGCUGUCAACGUGCCAUCGUCCCUCUUCGGCGAGGCCCGCGUGACCAUGCGCAAGACCGCGGCGAAGCCCAAGCCGGCCGCCUCCGGCAGCCCAUGGUACGGCCCCGACCGCGUGCUCUACCUCGGCCCGCUCUCCGGCGAGCCCCCGAGCUACCUAACCGGCGAGUUCCCCGGCGACUACGGCUGGGACACCGCCGGGCUCUCGGCCGACCCCGAGACCUUCGCCAAGAACCGCGAGCUGGAGGUCAUCCACUCCCGCUGGGCCAUGCUCGGCGCGCUCGGCUGUGUCUUCCCCGAGCUGCUCGCCCGCAACGGCGUCAAGUUCGGCGAGGCCGUCUGGUUCAAGGCGGGUUCCCAGAUCUUCAGCGAGGGUGGCCUUGACUACCUCGGCAACCCGAGCCUGAUCCACGCGCAGAGCAUCCUCGCCAUCUGGGCCUGCCAGGUCGUGCUCAUGGGCGCCGUCGAGGGCUACCGCAUUGCCGGCGGCCCGCUCGGCGAGGUCGUCGACCCGCUCUACCCCGGCGGCAGCUUUGACCCGCUCGGCCUCGCCGACGACCCCGAGGCCUUCGCCGAGCUCAAGGUCAAGGAGCUCAAGAACGGCCGCCUCGCCAUGUUCUCCAUGUUCGGCUUCUUCGUCCAGGCCAUCGUCACCGGCAAGGGCCCGCUCGAGAACCUCGCCGACCACCUCGCGGACCCCGUCAACAACAACGCCUGGGCCUACGCCACCAACUUCGUGCCCGGCAAGUGAGGCGUCGGUGCCACACCGUUCGAUCUGUAGGGUGUCCGGAUGUGAGCGCGCACUGGUUUCAGUUUGUACCAUGUAAAUUACGAGGGUUCAACCGAGAAGGAAUUGAUGUGUUCAUUGCCUGAU